Messenger RNA from Prorocentrum cordatum, 441 nucleotides. NCBI's taxonomy places the organism in Eukaryota, Dinophyceae, Prorocentrales, Prorocentraceae. The record is from the annotation of a GenBank genome assembly.
AGUUCCCGCAGAUGGGUCGAGCUCCCCAGGGUCGGCCCUCGGGGCGCGCGUGCGCGUGCGGGGAGGGUGGGCCGUCCCCGCGGCCGGCGCCCCCGCGGUGCCCGCAGGCGGCCUUCUGGCUGUAGCGUGCGGCGCGCGCCGCAUUCGCCCCUGGCCGAUGGUGGAGCUGGAGGGUGGCGCGGAGCUGAGCGGUCAGUCCGACGAUGGCGACGACAUCGCCCGCUUCGAGCGCCAGUGCGCCGCCAGGGCCAAGGCGGAGGGCCUCGUGGCGUCGGGAUACGGCGACGAGCGCGAGGGCGACAAGUCCGACGAGGAAGAUGAGCCGGACGAACGUCUCCAGAGGGCGAGGCUGGCAGCUGGCACCGGCCCCCCGCCAAGCGGCGAGAGCGAGUGGCAGCAGCGCUGCAGCUUGCUGCAGGAGCUCCGCGGGAUGCCUAAAAC